AGUUGCUAAAGAUAGAUGUAAUAGUAUAAGGUGUGAUAUUUACAUAGCAAUAAGGUUUUUAACAAUGAACCCUGAUAAUUUUGAAAAUAAUUUGAAUGUUUUGAACGAUCUUAUAAAUUUGCAAGUUCGUGACUAAGUUUGGGUUUUUAAAUGUGAACAGCGAAAAAUGUAAUUAAAGGCGCAAUACAACAUGACGGUUGUACAUAACGAACGUGUUUGUGCAAAUGGUGCGAAUGCAACAUACAGUAUAUAGUGUUUGAUCGUUGACUGUCACGUAAAAAAGCUACAAUUAAAAAAAAAAAGCAUUUCAGUUGAACCAAGUUGAACAGAUGCAUUUAAGAGGUAACUGUCUGUUAUUUAUUGAGGUUGACGAUAUUUGUCGUGCAACAUGGCGAUUUGAAUAAUAAGUGCACGUCGUUUUGUUGUUAUUGCGUUUAUGAAGGAAAGAUUAUACAUAAUAUUCUUCUUGUAACAACACAAAGAAAUAUGUUUAUGUUGAUCAUAGUACAUGUUGUGGAACUUCACAGUAAUUGAAGAAUUUUUGUUGUCAAGAACAUUUAAGAAUAAUAGAAUAUUCUUUUCUAUAUACUUUAUGUACAAUUUUGACUGUUACUUACAAUAAGUUAUAGUUAUUUAAAUAUCUGCAUCAAGUUCAUUUAACUAUGAAAUUAUUAAAAUGUGUGUUAUAAUGGAUUUACAAAUUUCUAUAAAAUGUUUCCUUUUAUGGAAUGAUAAAAGAACUGUAAAAGAACUGUAGGCUCAAAUGUACUACCAUAAUUAAAGUGACAUUAUUAACAGUGGGCAAUGAGCAAUAGUGGAUUCAGAGGAAGAGGUUUUGGACUAAGGGGAGCUCGUUCAAAUGGUCCUGCCAAUAGCUUCAAUGGGCCCAGAUUUCCGCAUCCUGGAUUUAAUCAUCCACGACCACCGCGACCACCUGGACCUGAAAAAUGGAUGGAACGUCCCAAUUUCAUGUUAUGGCAACAAAAUAAAAAUUUUCUUUCGCAUCCACAAUAUAGAGGUAAUUUACAGUUUCGACCAAAUAAUAGAGGACGCAUAGCAAGUGGUCGUGGAAUAGUAAGAUUUUCUGGUCCGGGUAGACCACCAGCUCCUCAGUAUUGUGUGGGUUUUGUAAGAAAUCCUGCACCUAGAGCAUCAUUAUUACAAGAAGAGCAAGUAGAUGAUAAAUCUGCAAUAGUACCGCAUAUUCCUCUGCUUGGUUCUGAAGAAGAACGUCAGCAGAAGAUUACAGAAACAGCUGAUAAAUUAAAACAGAAAUUAUCCUCUAUAACAGAAGAAGAGCUUACAAAUUUUUGGGAAGAUGACUUAUCUGUUUUACAAAAUAAUGGUUCAGUAGAAGAAAAUACUCAAAACAAGGGUAUUCCUGAACUUAGACAUGAACCUCCAGAACUUGACUUGACUUUUACCGACUUCAAAGAUAUAGGUAGAGUUGAUUGCAAUAGUUCAAAACUUGAGAAUACAGAUGAUACAUUUAAUAAUGAUGAAAUUUUAAUUACUUUUGAAGAGAGACCUACAGAUAAAGUGACAAAUGAUGAAAUUAUUGUUAUUGAUGAAAAUAAAGAAGAAUCUUUAAAUACCUCAAACUUAGUACAGGAUAAAGAUGUUUUGAAUCAAUCAAAUAUGUUAGAAAAUAGUGAAUAUCAUACAGAAAUUGUUCAUGACUUGCCUAAUUCUAAAUGUAAUUUAGAAAAUUUAAAUGUACCAUGCAAUAAUGUUAUAGAAGAUUUAACAUGUUCAAAUUCAAAUGAUACAGAUGAAAAGUCAUCUGAUUUAAAAGAGAAUUUAAUAAAUUUGGCAUCCAUAAGAUUAACUGAUGAUUUAACAACAGAAAAAUCUUCAGAUUUGAGUAAGGUGAAAGCAACAUCUAAAUCGGAAACAAUUAUAAAUGAUCAAGAUGUGUUUCAAGUAGAUUUUUCAAAAAAAAGAGAUUCAGCACUAAUAGAUACAAGGGAUACAACUGUUCAUCAAAUUGAUAAUGCAGAAACAAAGUUAGUAAACAGUGAGCAAAAUCAAAAUGAUGUACAAACUAAGGUAUCCCAAGAAGAAACUUGUCAAAAUUUGGUAAACAUAUCUGAUCAUUCUCAAAAAAGGUCAUUAAAUAUUUCACCUUCCAGCGAAGAAAUUCAUUUAGAUAAUGUCUGUCGCUCAAAAUCUUCAGUAUGUCCAAGUUACACUGAAGUAAAUAAGUUAAAUCAUGAUACAAGAUUGAAUAAUUCACCUGUUUUUCAACCAAGGGUCUUUAACAUACCUCCUAGGUUUACUCCAAGAAUUCAAGGACCUAGAUGUCGUUGGACGUUUCAACAAAAUGGAAAAAAUUUAUUAUCUCAUGGAUCUCAAAGAUUACCUUUUCAUGGGAAUAGAAUGACUCCUCCGAGACAUAUUACACCGUUUCAGCCAAAUGAUUUGGUUCCAGUUAUGUUUGGUUCAAGAGCACCACCACCAUUUGCACCUGUUUCCAGCCAUGAUCAUCAACAGAAUGUACCAUUCUCUUCUAAAGAUUUGCCUCUUGCAUUUGAUCCAAGUGAACCUCCGCCAAAUAUAAGAUCAAAUGCAGUGAUCGAGGCAUCUAUUAUGCAGCCACAUCCUAACUUUCAUCCAAGAGGACCACCACCUAGAAUUUCAACUAACGAACAGUUACCUGGAUUUAAUCCUCAACAUCCAGCAGCAAAAGUUCAUAAAAGAGAUGAAACUCUUCAGCCACCACCGAUUUUUGACCCACGACUUUCAUCACGGGAACGUUCGAGUUUAAUUACUCCAUUAGAUUCUUCAAGAUCAAAUAUAGUACCCGUAAAUUUAAUGGAAACAACACCAAUAUCGGAUUUUAAUAUAGCAUCAAAUUUUCCUCAAUUACCUUCUAUGAAUAUACCGACUCAUCAACCUUACAUUUCUAAUGUACAAACGAAUUUUCAACCUAUUGUACCACAAACAAAUAAUGGGCAAGUAAUGAUGAGAGAUUUUCCAUUACUUCCACCACCUAUAAAUAUUACUAACGUUCCACUACCUCAGCUAAAAGAACCUUCGUUAGAACAAACUUCUAGUUCCAGCCAAUGUAUAAAUAUGGAUGAUGGCUUGGAAGAUAUGCAAGAGGCAAUGGAAUUUGCAAAACAAGUCAUGAAUAUGACAAAGGAAGUAGAAAAUGAAAAUAUACCAUCAGUGUGUUCGAAAUUACCAUUAACACCAUCAGAAAUUCCUAUACCAAAUGAAGAUGUACCUAAUUCUUCAUCGUUAGAAGAAGAAUAUCCUCGUAUAUUAAAGAAGCAGAAAAAGAAAGAAAAUAGAAAUAAAAAAUGUAAACAAAAUAUAAUUUGUGGUCCAGAAUUAAAUAAUGAAAAGCAAGAGGAUAUUAAAGCAAUGGAUGAAGAACAAAUUCCACAAAAUCAAAAUAAAAAUAACGAUGGAACGUUAUUAACACAAGAUCAAAUUCGACCUAAAGUAGUAUUUAAUUUAAGUUCCAAAACAAAGAAAAUACAUAAAUCAGAAGAGUGGAAUAGAGCUCCUGUAAGUAAUCAACAAAAUAAGGAAACUUAUCAGCAAGGUGUAACUCAAAAAUGCAGUACAGAAAAGGUGAUGCCUAAAAAAUGUCUUGAAAAUGAAAGAAAUAGUACAAUUCAAGAUGAGAAUCAGCAGAAAGAGGAUAAUGCUAAGGCAAACUUAACAGAUUACAUACAGACCGAUCAAUUAAAUAACACGCUUUGUCAUCAAGAUCAUCCCAAAGAUUUGGAAAAAUCACAUCCACAUUACUCAAAUAAUUUGAAUACACAAAAGAAUCAAACGUCCAAAAAGGAGUCUAAAAAGGUAGAAGCUCCUACUUCAGAAUCUAUGUGGAAAAGUAGAGUGAUCAGUCGUUUUCUGAAAAUGAGUAAAAACGAUAUUUGCAAUAUGGUUAAUAAUUCGAGUCUUCGCAAGUUCGAUAUUGCAAUGAAACAUUUGGUAAAAGAAAAAAGACCUUCUCUUUCUUUAGAAAUGAGAAACACAGAAGAUGAAAAAAUGAAAGAGUACGAUAGAGAAGAAUUUAUGAAUCAAUUGAAUGCAAUGCUAGAUCCAGGUGCUGUAGUGGCUAUUACAGAUUUACCAACGGAAUUCAUUCAUCAUUUAAGUGAAGUCUUGCAGCUUGAUCCAAUGCCAUUUGAUCUUGAAUUACCUGAAACACAAAAUGCAGAUCAGAAUGAUGUUUCAAACAUAAAUACUACUAAACGUUCAAAUAAAGGAAUCACAGAAUCUGGAGAAGAUAAUUCUUUGUACAAUGGGGAAGAAUUUUCUCAUUUUUCUUUUUCACAGGAAAACGUUAAGUUAUUGAAGUCUAAUAAAUUAAAUAAGAAACAGCAACAACCAUUGUUCAAUGAAGCAGAUCUGGAUGAUAUAUUGUCAGAGGUUACAGAUAAAACAAGAAAAAGUACAAAGCAAAGUAUGAUUUUAUCGCUAGUACCAGAAAAAUCUAUUAAAUCAUGUAAAAGUUCUUCAUUGAUGCAACCAGCGAUAGAACCUCUAGAACGUAACACAUUUUUGCAUAUUUCUAAUAAAACAGCUGCUGAUCUUGAUGACAUUUUUUCAGCUGGAAUCGCACGGGUUAAAUCACAUGGUAAAAGUACGGAUUCGGAUACCUUCAGAUCUGAAAGGUACGAAAGAUGGAACAGAAAAGAUCAAGAUGAUCCAGAUUCAUUCAGAAAUUUAACUAAAGAGGAAUGGGAAGCCAAGUAUGGAUCUAUAAAUUCCACAACAGGUUUAACGAUUCCACGAAAAUGUUCCUCUAACAGUGUUGACAAUCUGAGAAUAGAGACAAAAAAUGAGGAGAGGGAAAAUUAUCGUACACAGAGAUAUUGUUCAUCAGAUUCACCAAUGAGACAUUUAAGCUUAAGUCCCACGACGCGUGAAAUUUCUCUAUCGAGCCUAUGUAUCAGUGAAUCAGAAGAAAUGCGAAGAGUUGAAUUAUCGGAAAGUAACAGUGAUUUAAGCACAACUAGUUCAAGCGAUACUGACGAGGAAAUUGUUUCUCCGAAUGUGACAAAACUGUUAAAAGUCAUUAAGGAAAAGGAAAAGAUCGCGAAGAAAAGAUCACUUAAUGAAACGAUAAGAGACGAAGUGGCUGCGGAAAUAGAAAAAAAAUGGAAGGAAAAGAGUAAAUAUAAAGAACGUAAAUCUCGUAAACGUGAAAGAAGGAAAAGAGAUAGAAAGGAGAGGCGCAAGAGAGAAAGGAAAAAACGGAGGAGCAGAAAUUCUUAUUCUGAUACUUCAAAAUCCAACGAGCACAUGGAAGAGUUCCAAUUACUCACAGAGAAUGAAAUAAAAAAGGAAGUAAUUGUCAAGGAAGAACCAGCAAUAGAAAAACAGCAGAUGUCUCGGGUUACGUGUGACAUAACGUCGUCGCAAAAUAGGAAUAAACCAACCGUUGUUUCUAUAACGGUGCAACCAAAAACGAAGGCACAAUUAAAACAAAUGCCAGAAUUUAAUAAUAUUCAAGAGAAGCAAAUUGCAGUUACAAAAAAUAAUAUAUUAAACAUGGAGAGUAAAAGCAUGAAAGACCAAAUUGAGAAGAGGAAAAAUAAUGAAACAACAAAGAAUAAUAAUGAACGAAUAGAUGCUGUUUCGCCUAUAAAUAAUUCUUUUCAUCAGAUUAACGUAUCUGUAAACAUUACUGAACCGUCUACACUUAUUCAACCGCAGAUUGAAACUGUUAGUAAUAAUAAUGGUAUGAACACAAAGUUACUUAUGUGUAGCACUUCAAAUCCUAUUACUGAAGUUAAUGUAAGUAGUCAGUGUAUUGAUCAGAAAAUAGUUGCAACAGGUACUUCUGCACUAGAGAGAAAAGGUAAUUAUAAGAAAAUAGAUAUUAAAGCGUACAAAGAACGUGCGUUGCAGAAACGAUUGAAAGAGCAAGAUACAUUAAAAGAAAAUUCAAAAAAUUCUGUUUCGUUUCAUAAAACUUUGAGACAUACUUCACCGAUACACGCCACCGAGAUAAAGACGAUAGAAUUAGAUGAAAGUAAAAAGCAGUUUGGAGAUCCGCAAUUAGAUACAACUAAACCAGCAAAUAUUCCGACCAAGGAAAAUUCUAAGCAAGAAGCUAAAGAGAAAAUUAACUUAGAGAAUAAAGAAUCUUUAGUUUCUGUACAGCCGAACAGUGUCAGUGGGUCAAGAUUAGAUAUUGAAAAAAAUAAUACGGUCCUUGAUGAUUCUGUUAAGGUUCAUAAAAAUGAUUUGAAAUCUUCUUCUCAAGAUACGACUGUACUAUUGUCCACAAAACUACUACCGUCUACAGUCGAUUCCGCUAAAUUUAAAAACAUUCGAUCAGAAGGAGGUAAAGAAUUGAAACUAAAGAAAGAAAAGGUGAAAAAAUCUGUUGAAAAAAAGAAAAAACUGUUGACAAGAGAGAAACAAGCAGAAAAAUGUAUAGAUAAAAAUAUUGAAGGUGCACAUAUACCAGCAAUUAUAAGUACAAGUAGUACUAAUCAAAUUACUGAAACAAGUGUAAGUUUAUCUGAAACUCAAACUACCCAUUCUGAAACAUCUUCUAAUGCAGAUGCAUUGGUAGCUGAUAGUAAACCUAAGGAAGAUAAUGUUUGUUCUAUGACAGCAGGAACCACCGGUGUUUCGUCUACCGACGAUGAUAAUGAACAAGCUACUGAUCAGAUCAAUGAAAAGAUUUCAGAAAGUUCGACAAAUUUAAAAAACAAAAAAGACGGUAUUAAAAUUAACGAAGUAAGUGUAGGAACAGCUGAGCCUGUGUUGCCUCUUUGUAAAGAAUUAUCAGUGAGUUUAAUUCCACUUGAGCAUACUCCACAAAUUUCCAUCGCAAAAUCUAUUACCAUAGGAGAAUGUGAAACAGGUACAAUAUCUCCUCCAGAUAUCGUUAAUAAGGAAUCACUUUCUUCAUGUGAACGUGUUGAUAUUAACAUUGAAAAAGAAAAUGUAACUCCUAUCACAACUGAAAAUAAUAUAACUUCAAAUAUACAAGAUACACAAGCUUUAAAAGCUGUUAAUGAGAAUGACAAUGCAAAGGAUAAUAAUGAAUCUGUGCUUCAGUUGCAAGCUGUAGAAAUUGCAAGUGAUUAUGAUAAAGAACAGGAAGACAAAUCUCCAUGUAGUCCAAAAAGUCCAUUCAAAGGUUUUCGUGAGGAAUCCAUUAAGGAAAAUAUUAAUCGGGUAUCUGAACUGUAUAAUUUAAAAGUAAACGAUAAAAGUAAUGAAAAAAAUGCCGAAGAAUGUUCUGAGCAAUGGUUAGAACCACGUCUUGAUAGUAAAUCUGGUAGUGAUCAAGCUACUGACAAUGAGUCUUCUAAAAAACGAAAAAAAGACAGUGAAACAUCAGCUUGUAACUUAAUAAAACCUCAAAGUUCUACCGAAGGAGAUACUACCGAUGGAAUUAUUCACGAUAAUUUAAACAUUAUAGAUAACACUGAGGUGGGUGGAAAAAUAUUAGAAACAGAAGAUGGUAAUAUAAUACAAGAGCAAAAUGAGCAAGAAAAAGAUAUUUCACCUAUGAUCAAUACACUCAGCCAGGAUACAUUUGACGAAAAUAGUGAACCGUUUAUUGUAUUGGAUGAGUAUAUAGAUGAUGCAGAUGAAAAAUCAAUUGAGAAAUUAAAUACUCUUGAUUUAGAUCUUGAAGACUGUGUUGCAAGAGAUGCAGAUAUAUUUACGAGUCAACAUCUCGAAGAAGAAAGGUGUUCAACGAACAGCAUUAAAUCAUCGAACUUCAAUUCGAUAGAUUUCAAAGAUUUAUCAGAAGUCUUGGAUAAGAAUAAUGAUCGUGAAGAGAAUCAAGAUCAUAUCAUUUCCACAGAGGAUAAAGAGAAGUCACAAAAUUCUAAAUCAACUAAUUCUAUUAUAUCAACAAUUCUAACAGAAUCUCCACAGGAUACUGAAACAAAUACUCUACAUAGUAACAAUAUGUCUCUGCAUGAUUCCGUAAGAUCGGUAACACCUAAAUUAUCACUUAGAGAAUCAAGAACUAUAGAAGAUGUUCAUACCAUUAAUAUACCAGAAAAUAAUUCUCAACUUAAUUUAAAAUGUUUCAACGUAAUAAGAUCAAGAACUACAUCCGCUAAAAGUGAAACCUCGCUGAAGUUAAAUGUUCCAACAAAAACUACUUUAAGAAAAUCAUUAGAAAAUCUAUCCAUAGUUGGUACAUCGUUGUCUGAAACGAAUGUUGAGUUUUUAAAAUCGAAUAAAGAAACAAAUAGCAGCGAACAAAAGGAUAGUCUUGUAGAUAAAUCGAUUUCAAAAACUUUAAGCAAAUCAAACCAAAGAGAAGAGAAUGAUGCAUUGCAUAAUGUAAAAAAUAAAUCUAAAAUGAAACAUAAAAAACGAAAGAAGCGUGAUGUGUCAGAAAAGAUGAUAAAAGAAGCAGUGAACUCAGAUGUUGUGGAAGUUAAACAUCCAAACACGAAAGAAACGAUCCUAGCUAGAAUGAUCGAGAUUGAUGUUGAGAUUCAUAAAUUAAUGACGGAGAAAAUGACUCUAUACCAGAUGCUGACAAACGAUACUUUACCAACCGAGAAUAAUUUGCAACAAAAUAAUGUAGUACAUGAAAAUAAAGUGGAAACACCGUCUGUGUUAAUGUCACAUUUAAUACAGAAUCUUGAACCUAGUCCUGUAACAAAUCAGUGUGCCAAAAGAAGUAUAGAAACUGUAUCCGUAAAGGACAUCACGGUUAAUUCUGUACAAUCAAAUGUAUCUAAAAUACCAAAUAAACGGGAACAUCGUGCGGAGAAAAAGGGAAAUUGUACUUCCACUUGUGAUUCUGACGAAGAAGAGAUCAUAAAUACCGAAGGUAAGAAAUCAUCAACUUCUAAUAAAAAGAAAAAGCAUAGAUCUGAAAGGACAACUAAAAAAUUGGAAAACAAAUUAGACAGUAAUGUAUGUGUGAGUGAUUUACGAGAGUCAAUUGCAGAAAAGAGACAAGCUAAUGGAAUUAAGUCAUCAUCUAAGAAAAUCAGUGCAAAACAAGUAACAACAGAACAUAAGUCUAGUCAUAAUUCAAUAAAUGAGAUUAAAUCUCAAGAAGAUUCUAAUGGAAAACCUGUACAACAAAUUAAUAAAGAAGAUUCAUCUAGCGAUACUAAAGUGGAGAUAGAUCUUAAUAAAGACGGUGGAAAAGUUGUUGAAUCUACAGAAUUGUCAAAAGAUGAAGAGAACUGUUCGGUAAAAAAUAAUGAGAAUACAACAGAAAUUUCAAAUAAGAAAUAUAUACGUUUAAAUUCAGCAAUAAAGCCAUUAGAGAAGAAACCAUUGGAGAAGCCAUUAAUAUAUUCUGAUGAUAGUACUUGGGAUUCUGUUCUUCAGAAUUCAAGUGUACGUAAUCAAAAGAAAUCAAAUACAGGACUUGCCCUUUUGGAGGAAACAUACAAGAAAGAAAUGGCGAAAACGCGAAAAAUAAGAGUUGAAACGCGAAAGAAGAAAAAGAGAAAAAUACAUAGUGUACCAGAGGCUGUCGAUAAUUUAACUCCUGAAGAAGAGGAAUUAUCAUUAUCCGCACUGCGUGUUAAAAAGUUACACAAAAAGAAAAAACUACUUAAUUCCCGAGAUCAACGACUAGAAGAAACAAAUACUGAUCAACAGCUUUGGAGAAAUGUGGUUGAAGUAAUCAAUGCUGUGGCAGAAAACAGAGCAGAACAGUUUCAUGUAGAAGGAUCAGAGAGACAAUCAAGUGGUGAUACUGGAGAUAUUGUACCUGACGUAACUGAUGUAGAAAGAGAUUCAAAAUCAAAAUCGUUAGAAGAAAGAGAAGAUAAUACAAGUAACGAUCUUAACAAAGACAAUUUACAAUCAACAUUAUGCUAUGAUGAACCAAUUCAACAAAAUUUGAAGAACAGUGUAACAUCAAAGAGUGUAAGCAAUUUGUUUGAAACGCCCAUAUUUAACAACAUGUCUGAAGAAAAUAUGACAGAACCCGUUGUACAAGAAAGUUUGGAAAAUAAUAGCAUAGAAAUUGAAGAUUCAAAUAUAGAAAAUGUACAUAACAUCAAUAAUAUCUCAGAUGUUACAAAAACAGUCCUAUAUGAAGAAAAAGCAGAUAAAGUUGAAGAAUUAAAUUUAGAAAAGGAAGAUGUUAAUAUUAAUACGAAUCCUGUAACAAAGGAACUUUCUGAUACUCUACAAAUGCCUGUAGCUGAGAUUCCUUAUAAUUCAAAAGAAGAUUUUAAUAUCACAGUAAACAAAAAUAAACCGAAUGAUUCUUCAGUUUCCCAAAAAAAGGAUGAUGUGAAUAUUACCUCUCAAGAAUUUAAUGACAUGUCCCAAGAUGAAGACAUUGUAAAUCUUAAAGAACAGAAAGAUAUGCAAAAAGUAAAAGUUUCUAAUGAAGAAAAUAAUAACAAGAAUUGGGCGUCCGUUUCCCUUCAUGCAAACAGCGCAGAAACAUUGAAAAGUGGAGAAACAUCAAGUAAAAGGCCGUCUAAACGUAAGAGAGGAAGCAGCAAACCUCCUGUGCGAAGAAGUUCGAGGUAUACGGAAGAAAUCACAAAACAUAUAAAAUUGGAAACUGAUCUUCCAUAUAUUGACCAAGAGCUACAGGAUAAACAACAAAUGACAUUACCCGGUAUAUCACAUACAUUGUUAUCUGAAAAAGAAGCUGAAAAUACACCAUCAAGUACUAAAAAAUCCAAGCCUCAAAAAUUCGUAUUAAAUAGGAAAAAAUAUAGAUGUGAACCUCCAGCAGUUGAGAUCCUCUCUGAACAAUCAAUUUUAACUGAUAAACCAGUGAAAGAAAUUAAAAAACGCAAACAAUAUACAACCAAAGAAAUGACAAGUUGUGAAGUAAGAUUAGCAGACUGCAAGCAUACAAUUUUAAAUCCAGAUGUAAGUUCUGAUGUAUUACAGAGGUAUGGGAUCUCUAAAAUUAAUUCCUGUACAUACUUCAAUUCAACUCAAGUAGAUUCUGUGCUAAAUGCUAUGCAAUUAACAUCAAUUAAAAAUUUGCCAAGUGUAUGUACUAAACGAAAAAUUUCAAUGACUGAAUGCUCACAAAGUGAAUCAUCAAAAUUGAACAGAUCUAAAAGCUCACAACCUUUCAAUAAUGAAAUAAAUUUAAUUAACGUUGAGGACGAUAAUGCAGAGCAUACAAAUCCCGAUAUCGAUGUUAUGCCAACUUUAACAAAAGAGCCAGUUACACUAAAUAUUUCACAAGAUUGUGAAAAUCCAGAUAUUGAAAUUGUGGAAGAAAAGAAAACUUCUACUACAAACCAACAGUAUAGUAAUUCUGAGUCAACACUAACUGUGAUAGAUACGAACGAUGAUAAAGAAUUACCAAGGACACAAUAUACAGUCCACAAAGGUCCUAUAUUAGAUAUUAAGGUUUUUGAGAAUUCAUUCCUAGCUGCAAGUGAAGAUGGCAGAAUAUAUAGGUACAAUCAAGCAUCUAAUGGAAUAUUAAACAUCUAUAAAGGUCAUAAAGCAGCAGUAACUUGUUUAUAUGUAUAUAAAACAACCAAUACAGAUAUUAGUAAAGAAUGGAUGUUUUCUGGUUCACUGGAUGGAACUUUAAGAUGUUAUAAUAUCACGACUGGAGCACAAGUAAGAGAUACAGCAGACAUAGGUAGCCCCGUACAGUGUAUGGAUGAAGCAUGGGGGAUGAUUUUCAUUGGUACCAAGUCUGGUCACGUAUCCCGCUACCACAUAAAGUUAGGUGUUAUCAAAGGAGACAGUAUACAGUUUUCAGAUAAAUCUGUACUAGCUUUAAAAGCAACCAACGAGGGUCCUCGAAAAGUUCUCAUUGUAGCAUCACGGAGUCAACCGAUAACUAUACGAGAUGCUCAAAACGGCCUAUUUCUUCGUACAAUUUGCGGUCAAAAGAGUCAUACAGUGUAUAGUUUAAUGCGUGAUAAUAAUCUAAUUUAUUGUGGAACUAGUAGCACAUCUAUACCUGUCUUUGAUUUUACAAAUGGUGAACAAAUAUUACAGUAUGAUGCAGGAGUAGGAAUCGUUUGUAUGCGCCUAUACAGAGAUUUACUGUUUGCCGGUUGUUACGACGGAAAUAUUUAUGUAUUUAAUACGAAGGAUCACCGACUUGUGUGUAGCAUACCUGGACCAGGCAAUAUGUUAUUAAGUAUGGAAAUUAUAGACAAUAAGAUCAUAGCUGGUAGCAAAGACAAACGUUUGCAAUCAUGGCAAAUGCCACUACAAGUGCGGAUUUUGUUAUAGGUGAACCAAAUUUGUACUAAUACAUCUUAGUCUAGUCGUGCUCCUAAGACAAAAAGUAUUGAAUUACUUUGGAGUACAGUAAACUUCUAUAAAAUAAUUGUACAAAUUAAGAGAACUAGAUUUAUAUGUAUAUACACCUAUAAUAUAUAUAUAUAUAUACAUAACUUAUUUACAAAACAAUGCACAUAAAUAAUAUAAAUACGUUUGUACAGAAAAUUAAAUUAUUGGUAUUGUGAUGAGAUCGAAAUAUUUACAAUACACUAGAGAAAUGUACUAGAUUUUUGUCUGUAAAAAGCGAUGAAAGAAAAAAGUAUUUAUUCGAUUUUAUAAACUUGCGCUAUUGAGGACAAACCUGCUGUGCCUUGUGCGCGUUACCAAGUCCUUUUUUUUGGUAUUAUCAAAUAAAAAUACAUAUAAACGAUACCUAAAUCAGACUAAAAAUUGCACUUUAUAAUUCAAAAUUCUGUAACCUUUGCACUUAAUUUUUUUUCUUUGUAUGUGUUAUAAAAUAUAUUUAUAUUAGAAUGUAUUUCAAUAUAGUAUUGCAUACUUAAUUAAACAGUAACACAAUAAAUGCAAAUGCUGAUAUUAUAAUUUAUAUGUUAUAUUAAGUUUUCAGACUAUUAACUUUUUAUACACUGCUUAAUAAGUGCAAAGGAUUGAAAUGCUUAGUACUAAUAUUGUAACAUUUCAAUAACGUUAAUAAGACAUAUGUAUCUGAGUUUAUUGAUAAAUUGCAUAUCUUACCAAAUAGUAAUUGUUGCAGUUUUCUCACUAUCAAUAAUUAUUCUUUCUCCAUUCAUUCUUUUCUGAUAAUAUGCAUAUAUGUAUCUUGUUCUGUACAUGUUACUUUAAAUUGUUAUUCAUAUGGUAACUUUAAUGCAUUAGCCAUGUUUUGUUGAUUUUUUAGUACCGAAUUUAUUUAAUAUUGUUUUCUAAUUUGUUAAUAGAAAAAAGAAAGAUGUUUAUCCUCUUGAUAGAAUGGACAAAUAAUCUUAAAAUGUAAUUGUGAUGAAAUGUAUAUGUUAAGUCAAAAACAAUUCAGGUGAAUUUGACAUGGUUAUUAAAGAAAUUGGAGGUAGUAUGGCACCGAUAUGGAAACACUAUUUUGACAAGGUAAUAGUUAUACUUUUGAAAUUGCAAAUAAGAGAAAACUUUUAAUUUUUUAAUCUCUAGGUUCGAAAAAUUAUUUAUGUAGUGGAUGCGAGUAAUCUUUGCCAGAU
Molecule: messenger RNA, 13379 nt
Organism: Osmia lignaria (orchard mason bee)
Lineage: Eukaryota; Metazoa; Arthropoda; Insecta; Hymenoptera; Megachilidae
Source: RefSeq, a predicted model, not a curated record